Alternaria alternata is the source of this 836-nucleotide messenger RNA. RefSeq lists its product as hypothetical. The record is from RefSeq and is a predicted model, not a curated record. The transcript is spliced from 3 exons. Bases 50 to 757 code for a protein of 235 amino acids. Lineage: Eukaryota; Fungi; Ascomycota; Dothideomycetes; Pleosporales; Pleosporaceae.
UAGCAGCCGUCACCCCAUCUGAAAAUCUCGAGCGAUUGUACAAACGAGUAUGGCUCAAGAAGACACAGUCAUACCAGAACACCAGCUGUCCGAGCGCACACCAGUCAUUGCUUUCGACGGUGCCAUUUCCACGGUAACCAUCGCCCUGCCGAAUCGGUGUUUCGCCUUCUCCGUCACAUUCCUGCUCGACCAUCCCAAGCUCGUUUCGCUCGGGAAAGAGAAGCCCCCACUUCACUUCCACCCUUAUCAAGAGGAGUACAUCACUGUCACUGAAGGCUGUCUGGCAGUUGAGUGUAACGGCGUAGAACACACACUCACUCCAGCUGAUGGCGAGUUUGUGAUCCAGCCGUGGACCAAUCACAGGCUAUAUCCGACGGCGCAGAGAGAUGGGCAAACGAUCACGCGCUUCUUGCUGAGCGGUAAGGAUACGGCGGAGACUUACAAGCUCGACGAACUUUUUUUCGAGAACUGGUACGGCUAUCAGGAUGCGGUGUUCGUGCACGGAGAGCCGCUGAGCAUGGUGCAGGUCAUGUCAAUGUUUGAUGCGGGUGGCUCAUAUAUAUCGCUACCUACUUGGAUCCCGUUCUCGAGGACGUUCGCUCGAGUGUUAGGAAUCGUCGUGGGUAGGUGGAUUGGGGGUCUCUUGGGUUACCAGCCAUAUUAUAGACAGUGGAGUACAGAUUGGCAAUUGGCAUGUCAGCGUAUGAGGUCUUCGACUUUUCAGCAAGGGUUCGCAGUUGAAGAAAAGGCACUGUGAGGUUCUCUGGGAGAGUAUGGAGCUUCAAGGCAAACAAUGGGUAUUAUUACUAUAAUCAACAUAAUCCAACACAUGCUAC